This is a messenger RNA of Guyanagaster necrorhizus, 1345 nucleotides long. Its product is annotated as NAD(P)-binding protein. The coding region runs from base 260 to 1069 and encodes 269 amino acids. The transcript has 5 exons. NCBI's taxonomy places the organism in Eukaryota, Fungi, Basidiomycota, Agaricomycetes, Agaricales, Physalacriaceae. The record is from RefSeq and is a predicted model, not a curated record. Gene Ontology annotation, molecular function: oxidoreductase activity, acting on the CH-OH group of donors, NAD or NADP as acceptor.
GGAUUUAUCGGAUGCCAUAUCAUCGAGCAGCUCUUCAGAAGUUGUUAUCGGGUUAGAGCGUACGUCCCCAUCAUCGUUUUUUGGACUCGGAACCUGACAGAAAGACAAUGUUGCCCGUUCUCUGAAAGUUGAACAGCUCAAAUCUACCUAUGCCGACUUUGGUGAUCAUUUCGAUGCUGUUGGCAUUACAGACAUCGCCGAAGAUGCCCUCACUGGUGCUUUUGAAGGUGUAGAUGCUGUGAUACAUGCUGCCUCAGCGAUGCCGACCCGAACCAGCAAUGUCGAGGACAUGAUCACGGUGGCUACUAACGGCACACUUAAUGUCUUGCGUCGGGCGGAAGCUGCUGGCAUACACCGCUUCAUUAUCCUUAGCUCAAUCACCAUAAUGGUGACUCCAGCCAUGACCUUUUCCCACAAAGGCUGGUUUCAAGUACCCGAAGGUGACAACAGCAAACGACCGCCAAUGGCAGUCUACGGUAACGCGAAGACUCUCGCAGAGAUUGCGAUGUGGAAAUGGGCAGAUGAACAUCCCCACGUCCAGAUAUCUUCAAUUCAUCCACCGUAUGUCUACGGACCAAUAUCUCGGUACUGGCAAGUUCCAGAGCCCCCUGAUUAUUGGGCUUUGACUAGCGCCCUUGCGAUUGCGACCAUGCUGAAACCUGAUGGGAUGUAUCCUCCUUAUCCUGCGCAUGUUGACGUUCGCGACGUCGCCAAGGCCUGUGUUCGUGGGCUUGAGCUUUGGAAGCCAGCUUCAGAAGGCGAGUGCAACCGUGCUGCCUUUUUAUCUCCUCAGUGCUUCGAUUAUCCUCGGGCUAAAGCAGCGAUCUUGGAACGCUACCCCAUUUUGAAAAACCGCAUCAUCGCAGCCGACCCUCCUCCCUUUUACGGGCCGUCUCCUUUGGAACAUGAAUGGGUCGAACGUCUCUUUGGAAUGAAAAAGGAGGACUUCCACACAUUCGACGAGACUGUGCUAGAUACGGUUGCCUGCAUUUUGGAAUUGGAAGAAGGAUGGAAGACCAAGGGAUAUAACCCUCAAAUCCCAUCGCCUGAUGUAAACGAUCAGCAGUAAGUAGUGGAUUUUAAUUGCGAGAAUCGUUCCAGUCCAUCAUCACUCUUACCGAGUGUUUCCACGCAUCGGCAUCACGGAAUAACGACAUGAUACCUUGGUUGUCUCGUAAUAGUUUUACUUGAAUCCGGCUGUAUAAUCCUGGUUGACACAAUACCUGGCUACCUCGUAGGUUCGGUCCAUCGUGGUCACACUCAGCUAGCUCGAGAGCUUUUCAAUUUUACAAAAGUGUUGGUGCUAUUACCGUGCAAAACUAUACGCAUCGGCUAUACGACUGGG